AUGGAGCAGUCUCUAAUUCUUAGACUUCCUGAAGACAUUCUUGUUUUUCAUGUGGUCAAGUAUUUGGAACUGAAAGACAUUAAAAACUUGUUCUUGACUUGCAAGCAGCUUAACAGAAGCCUCAACUGUCCCACUGUUUGGCAUGUUAUUUACAUGAAAACUUUCGCUGAGGCACAGGACGAAAACUAUUCGUUUGAGAUGUUCUAUAAGUGGGGACCGGCAAUGUACAAACAAAGAAAGCAUUCGGUGUUGAAAUUGUUCGGCUCAAACAGUUUUGGAAGGCUGGGAUGUACACGAGAAACAUAUAAUAAUUCGAAGUAUGAAAUUGUUAACGGUCAACGAAGAUAUUAUGGAACUUUCCAGAUGACUUCCCAGAGUGGGUAUGCUGACAUUUCCGCAGGAGGUUUUUCAUUCGAGAUUCUUGGAAUUGACGGAACACUUAGUUUUACAGGCUAUGAUUGGCAUGGCAGACUUGGACGCAUUGCACCAGGCUUAAAAGGUGAGAGGAUUGGUACUAUUCAGGCUGCUCGUCCUAGAAAUCCCAUAAAUACAGUUCAGGCUCUUUACUGGAAGACUUUGCCUCGAUUUACGGCCGUUAGCUCCGGUAGAGCUCACUUUCUUGCCCUUGAUUCUGACAAUAAUUUAUGGACAUGGGAUGAUGGACAUGUUUUAUUAUAUGGAGAGCAUCUUACGCUUUGGGAUGGAAUCAUUGACAAGGAAAUCAAAGGGAAAAUUUUAAAGAUUAGAGCUGGCUGGAACCUAAAUUCUUGUAUGGUUGCAGGUGUCGGAAUAGUUGUGUGGUCAUACAGAACAGUAAAUAAUUCGCUCACAAAGGCGUACGUUCGUAUACUACCUAGAACGAAUGAAAACUACAUCUUUGACUACGUUCUUUUAGAAAGUGCUGUAAUUAUGAUUGAUCGGCAUGGUAUCUUAGAAAAAAUUGAUUUUUCCGGCUUGAAUUUAGAUGAAAUUUCAUCAGAAAACGUGCAUUUACCACCCACAGUUGUUUUGGAUCAGUUUAUGAGCUAUAUCAAGACCAAUGGUUCCUCUCGAUUUAUUCGGUUGAGUGGUUGUUAUGAGACAUUCGCAGUCAUUUCAGAGGGUGAUGAUGUUUUGAUCGGGAAAAGAGGCCGGAUGCAAUUCAAACUUCCAUUGAUAAUGGCAUCGUUGAAGCAGAAAUCAAUUAUUACUGUUGCAGCUGGCGAUUAUCACUUUUUAGCACUAGAUAAUAAAGGUCAGGUGUAUUCCUGGGGAAGGGAAUCUAUGGCAAAUAAUUGUUUGGGGUUGGGAAAGCUCACGACAAUUUUAAGUAAAGGCAUUGGGUAUAUGGACGGUAAAGAUCUCGUGGUUCCAGAUCCACAGCCUAUUCAAGUUUCAGGUAGGGUACUUGCAAUAGCUGCGGCCGGAUGGCAUUCGGCAUUAAUAGUUGCCCCAAACGCACCUGACUCUGACAAUUCAUAA
Molecule: messenger RNA, 1461 nt
Organism: Brettanomyces bruxellensis
Lineage: Eukaryota; Fungi; Ascomycota; Pichiomycetes; Pichiales; Pichiaceae
Exons: 1
Coding region: 1-1461 (486 amino acids)
Cellular component (GO): cytoplasm
Molecular function (GO): protein binding; guanyl-nucleotide exchange factor activity
Source: RefSeq, a predicted model, not a curated record